Molecule: messenger RNA, 1113 nt
Organism: Harpia harpyja (harpy eagle)
Lineage: Eukaryota; Metazoa; Chordata; Aves; Accipitriformes; Accipitridae
Exons: 2
Coding region: 1-1113 (370 amino acids)
Source: RefSeq, a predicted model, not a curated record
AUGAGAUCGCAGCGGGACGCUAUAAUGGCGCUGGCUGGCUGGGGGGGGGCCAAGCUGCCCCUGGGGGUGUCACUGCUCCCAGUCCCAGUGUUGGAUUGGUGCGAGCCCAGUCAGAGCCUAAACCAAGAGACUUUUUGGAUUCAUUUCUCUGAAGAUUGUCCCCAUUCCUGUUAUGUGUCUGCUGCUGAUGGGUUCCCAAUGCCAGUAAAACCCAGUGUGUUCCCAGUGCAUUUGCUGUUCAGGCAGUGGGGGCUGAGGGGGGGGGUGUCGAGGGGUCCUUGGGGUGCAGAGCGAUAUGGGCUUGCAAGGGGCUGUGAAUUGGGGUGCAGAAGCGGGUGCAGGCAUCAUCCCCCCCCUGCACCCCUCCCCGUACUGGGAGCCUGGGAGGGGAACCCAGGCAUCCUGCUGCCCCCCCCCGCCGCGAACCCGUGCAGCUGGCAGCGCAGAGGGGGAAACACAGAGCCCCCCCCCUCGCUUCCAGCCUCCUGUCACAGGGCGAUGCGGGCAGCCUGGCUGCUCCUGCUGGCACUGGGGCUGCCUGCCUGCCCAUGGGGUUGCAGAUGCCUGGGGGGGGCCCCACCGGUGCUGCCCCCCACCAGCAGCUGCAACGAGACCCUGGGGGGGGGCGGACGGCCACGGGCACCAGACGUGGUGGUGCUGGCGGCUGUGGGUGGGUGGCUCGGCGCCAUCCUUGUCUACGUGGGCCGAUACGUCCGGAGGAGCCGAGCUGAGACCCGGUUGCACCUCGAGUACCUGCGGGCGCUGCCCUGCGAACCACCCAGCCCCAAGGAGGAGGAGGAGGGUGAGGAAGAGACACUCAGCACUGUCCUCUUAGGCACCGUGGGCACGAGUCAUCACCAGCAGCAAACCGGGGAGCCCCAGGGGCGUGAGGCCCCCCCCAGACCUGCCCCAGCGGCUGGAGUGGGUUCACCCCCAGCUAUUUUUGACAUGGAAAAGCAGCACUGGAGCCCCAGAAACACACACAGACCCAUGGGACUUCGAGAACUCACCCCACACAAAACUUUCAGCCCCCGCGGCACGAGGAAGGAGCAAGGCAUGGAGAAGGUGAGGGGAAAAAGAGCCAGUUUUAAUCUGUACAGCACCAGCCCGUGA